Messenger RNA from Lathyrus sativus (Indian pea), 363 nucleotides. The record is from the annotation of a GenBank genome assembly. NCBI's taxonomy places the organism in Eukaryota, Viridiplantae, Streptophyta, Magnoliopsida, Fabales, Fabaceae.
AUGGCUUCUGCUUCUGUUGCAACAGCUUUGCCACUGAGUUCUUCAACCCAAACCAAGCUGAAAAAUCCAUGCUCCCAAUCCCUUUUCAGACCAUUACCAGUACCACAACCAAAGAGAACCACACAGACAAAACCCAAGGUUGAGAUCAAUGCAUCUUUGAAAGAGAAGGCUGUGACAGCUCUUACAGCUGCAUCAUUGACAGCUUCCAUGGUUAUACCUGAUGUGGCUCAUGCAGCUGGAUCUGAUCUCUCACCUUCUCUCCAGAACUUUCUGCUAAGCAUUUUUGCUGGUGGGGCUGUCUUAACAGCUAUACUUGGAGCUGUUAUUGGUGUUUCCAACUUUGAUCCUGUUAAGAGAGCUUAA